This is a messenger RNA of Musca domestica (house fly), 1117 nucleotides long. Its product is annotated as 17-beta-hydroxysteroid dehydrogenase 13. Gene Ontology annotation, molecular function: oxidoreductase activity, acting on the CH-OH group of donors, NAD or NADP as acceptor. The record is from RefSeq and is a predicted model, not a curated record. The transcript has 3 exons. Gene Ontology annotation, cellular component: lipid droplet. Lineage: Eukaryota; Metazoa; Arthropoda; Insecta; Diptera; Muscidae. The coding region runs from base 119 to 1060 and encodes 313 amino acids.
AAAAACAAAACUCUAAACGACAAACAUUUUUAGUUUAACUGCCGAAACGUGAGCACCACCAACACCAGUCGUCGUCGUCGUCUUUUGCUCUAUCGUCGCGACGAAGUCUCGUUACGCAAUGUUGGAUCAAAAUAUUCGAAGCAAUGUCAUCUAUUGGAUGAAUUUGUUGGUAACGAUUCUACUCUUUCCGAUUUUGUUGUGGGUCAGUGUUAUUCGAUGGCUGUUCGUGCGGAAUCCAGAGGCCACGGUGCGAGGGGAGGUGGCCGUGGUUACGGGAGGAGCUCAAGGUUUGGGACGUCGAUUGGCCACCGAAUUGGCCAGACGAGGUUGUCACAUUGCCGUGGUGGACAUUUUGGAGCACAAAGCCCAGGAGACGGCAGAGUAUCUGAAGAAAACAUUUAAAAUAAAGAGCAAGGCUUAUAAGGUUGAUAUAACAGAUCACCAAAAACUGGUGGAAUUCCAUGCUCAGGUUACCAAAGAUUUUGGCGACAUUACACUGUUGAUCAACAACGCGGGUAUUGUCUACUUUUCCGAUAGUACACCCCGAGAUUUUGAGGAAAUCCAAAAAAUCAUCACGGUCAACUUCACCUCCCAGGUUUGGAUAAAUCAGCUAUUUUUGCCACGCAUGAAAGCCCUCAAUCGUGGCUUCAUCAUGUCUGUCAGUUCACUGAGUGGUCUUUUCAAUACGGCCCAAUUGCAAAUUUAUGGCCCGGCCAAAGGUGCCGUACGUUCCUACAUGGCUUCGCUGCGCAUGGAUUUGAAUCAGUACAGCGGAAUUAAUGUCACCACCAUUAUGCCCACCUACAUGACCACCCAUCAGCCCACCGAACAGAUUGUCAAUUCAAGUGGCCUCGGGAAACUGGCACCAGUUUUGGAUGGGGAUUUUGUGGCAAAGGAGGCCGUGGAUGCUAUGCUACAAGGAGUCGAUGAAUUGACACUACCCCGCCAGUGUAUUGUAGGCUUCAAAUUGCAAGAGUUCCUCUCGGCAUGGAUGCGUGAUAAAAUAAUGCUGUUUCUGCAUCCUAAAAUAGAUCUAAAUAGUCAAAAGAAAUUAAAAUAAUUGAUUUUUGUAAUUUUGUACAGUAAAAUACUCUUUUUGAUAAUUUAUAAAAAUAAA